GCAGAAAGAGAGAAAGAAAAACACCGUGCGGCGACGAAGAAGAUUCUCUAAUCUCUCUUCGUGUAAUUUAUCACCUCUUGAUAAUAAAAGGGUCCAUUAGGCGAAGAGUGCUGCGAUUUUCUUCUUCAGGCGGUGUGUAGGAGGAGAACAUAUAUAUAUAUAUACUCUACAGAAUACAGAUGAUGGGUUUCGCGAUAUCAGAUGAGUUUCUGGGCACGUUCGUGCCGAUUGUGGUGUAUUGGGUGUAUUCAGGGAUGUACAUUUGCUUAGGAUCUUUGGAGAGGUAUAGGUUGCAUUCCAAGGUGGACGAGGAUGAGAAGAAUCUCGUUACUAAAUCUGCUGUCGUCAAGGGCGUUCUUCUUCAACAGACUCUUCAGGCUAUCAUCUCCGUUAUUCUCUUCAAGAUAACAGGAAGUGAUGAUGCAGAUGCGUCUACGACGCAGCAAUUCUCCCUUCUACUCCUCGCUAGGCAAUUCAUCAUCGCCAUGCUCGUAAUCGACACUUGGCAAUACUUCAUUCAUCGCUACAUGCACAUCAACAAGUUCUUAUACAAACACAUCCACUCUCAACACCAUCGCCUCAUCGUGCCUUAUUCGUAUGGAGCUUUAUACAACCAUCCUUUAGAAGGCCUUCUCUUAGACACCAUUGGUGGUGCUUUGUCUUUCCUCUUCUCUGGUAUGUCUCCAAGAACUGCCAUCUUUUUCUUCUCCUUCGCUACCAUCAAGACGGUAGAUGAUCACUGUGGACUAUGGCUCCCCGGAAACCCCUUUCACAUCUUCUUUAGUAAUAACUCUGCUUACCAUGAUGUUCAUCAUCAACUCUAUGGGAGUAAAUAUAAUUUCUCGCAGCCGUUCUUUGUCAUGUGGGAUAGGAUUCUUGGUACUUACUUACCUUAUUCACUUGAGAAGAGAGCCACUGGUGGGUUUGAGACACGGCCAAUCAAAGUAUCCAAAGAUGAGUAACUUUUCUUUUUUGUUGAGUUUCUUUAUAAUCACUGCUACGUUACUUCAUCAUUUGUUCGCUAGAGAACCUCUGUGUACUUGUAACUGUGUACAUACAAUUCCAGUCUCUCCUUUUCGAUCUGCGGAUAUAUGUUUUCUGUGUAAGCUAGCAGUUAAUUCAUCUUGUUAUAUUCGAAAAUACCAGAUAUUCUCUAUUGGAUCUGCUUACUGUUUCAGAUUAUGAGGGUCUCAUUUAUC
This is a messenger RNA of Eruca vesicaria subsp. sativa (arugula), 1199 nucleotides long. The record is from the annotation of a GenBank genome assembly. Lineage: Eukaryota; Viridiplantae; Streptophyta; Magnoliopsida; Brassicales; Brassicaceae.